Dujonia railenensis is the source of this 1149-nucleotide messenger RNA. NCBI's taxonomy places the organism in Eukaryota, Fungi, Ascomycota, Pichiomycetes, Serinales, Debaryomycetaceae. The record is from the annotation of a GenBank genome assembly.
AUGCCCGCUACGAUCAUCUGCAUAGGUAUGGCCGGUUCCGGUAAGACCACGUUCAUGCAAAGAUUGAACUCCCAUUUGCACACCAAAAAAACUCCACCUUAUGUCAUAAACUUGGACCCUGCUGUGUUGAAGGUACCAUUUGGAGCCAAUAUUGACAUCAGAGAUUCUGUUAAAUAUAAGAAGGUUAUGGAGGAAUAUAAUCUUGGACCCAAUGGUGCAAUUGUAACGUCUUUGAACUUAUUUCUGACUAAGAUUGAUCAAGUUAUCAAGUUAGUGGAGAAGAGAUCUGAAUCAUUUGAAAAUGUGAUUAUCGACACACCCGGUCAAAUUGAAUGUUUCAUUUGGUCAGCUAGUGGUGCUAUAAUAACAGAAGCGUUUGCUCUGACGUUUCCCACGGUUAUUGCUUACAUUGUGGACACCCCAAGAAACUCGUCUCCAACGACAUUUAUCUCCAACAUGUUGUAUGCCUGCUCUAUUUUAUACAAGACCAAGUUGCCUAUGAUCAUUGUCUUCAACAAGACCGAUGUACAGAGCGCAGACUUUGCCAAGGAAUGGAUGACUGACUUUGAAAGUUUCCAGCUGGCUAUGCAAGCGGAUCAAGAACUUAAUGGGGAAGAUGGUACUUCAUCUGGUUACAUGUCUUCCUUGGUCAACUCUAUGAGUCUUAUGUUGGAGGAAUUCUACUCCCAAUUGGAUGUAGUGGGUGUCAGCUCCUACACAGGUAACGGAUUCGACGAAUUCUUAAGUGCAGUUGACAACAAAGUUGACGAGUAUAACGAAUUCUAUAAGGCAGAGAGAGAAAGGAUAUUGAAGCAGAAAGAGGAAGAUGAAAAGAAGAGAAAGUCACAGUCAUUGAAUAAGUUGAUGAAGGACCUUGAUAUAGAGAAGCAAAAGAGCGGAGCCACCAAGGGUGCUGAUUCUGAAGUCUUGUCCGACUAUGAAGAUGAGAACGAUGAUUCCCAUGGAGAGGUAUUGCGAGAUGAAGACGAACCUGAAAGAGAAUAUACUUUCCCAGGAGACAGAUCGAGUGAGUUGGAUCCCAAAGCCGAUGCUGACUUACAGGCUCGUUAUCAGGAGGCGUUCAAUUCUACUGCCAAGUCUGCUUCGUCCAAAACAGCUGAAGCCAUUGCCGAGUACAUCAGAAAGUAG